Thalassophryne amazonica is the source of this 1720-nucleotide messenger RNA. It is a transcript of the gene myoc, whose product is annotated as myocilin. Gene Ontology annotation, cellular component: Golgi apparatus. The record is from RefSeq and is a predicted model, not a curated record. Lineage: Eukaryota; Metazoa; Chordata; Actinopteri; Batrachoidiformes; Batrachoididae. Bases 71 to 1501 code for a protein of 476 amino acids. Gene Ontology annotation, biological process: signal transduction; osteoblast differentiation. The transcript is spliced from 6 exons.
AAGCUGAAGGCAUCAGCACAGAUCAGGAUUCGACAGGAAUCAUUUUAAAGCACACCUUUGCAUCUCCAAUAUGUUUGUCCUUUUGUCAUUGUGCUUGAGUGGCCUCCUGCUGCGUGGUGACGCACAGGACCGAGCCGCUCUGUGGAGAGGGAAUGACCGAAGUGGACGAUGCCAAUACACCUUCACUGUGGCGAGCCCCAGUGAGGCCAGCUGCCCUCAAACCACAGGCCCAGAGGUGGAAGGUCUGAAGGCUAGACUCAGCAUGCUGGAAGUGCUGGUGUCCCGCCUCACCGGGGGUCCUGGCACUGGUGCCACUGCUCAGCAUGAGCUUCAGGAGGCGUUGAACCAAGCUAUGGGAGAGAGAAACCUGCUGCGGGGAGAGAAAGAGCGUCUGGAGAAAGAGGUGGAGGGGCUUCAGCGCAGGAUGGAGGACAUGAGGAGGGAGAUGGAGAGGCUGAGGAGCAGACCGUGUCCUCCACAGACCGCCAUGGUGCCGCAGAGCCACCCACUGCAGGACAGGGGCCUGAGGAGACCCGCUGAUGGCUCCAGCAGCGUGCCUCACCUGAUCAACAGACCUAACCAGCAGGGAGAUACCAGCAGUUUGAGAGACUCGGCGUGGCAGUAUGGAACACAGGGCUUCCAGGAGGUGAAGGCAGAGGUGACAGAGGUUCCCGCGCCUGUUGGCUCCGAAAACACAGGCUGCGGAGAGCUGGUUUCAGUGGGUGAGCCAAUGACUCACAGGAAGGCUGACAACAUAGCGGGUAAAUACGGCGUGUGGAUGCAGGAUCCAGAGGCUGUGUCCCCUUACGGGCCCAGCAUGGUGUGGCGCAUUGACACUGUGGGCUCUGACGUCAGGCAGCUCUUUGGAUAUGAUGAUAUGGAACAACUCUCCAGAGGAUUUCCUUCUAAGGUCAUGCUUUUGCCAGAGUUGGUGGAGAGCACCGGAGCAACUGUGUACCGAGGCUCCCUGUACUACCAGAGGCGUCGAAGCCGCACCGUCAUUCGCUACGACCUGGCAUCUGAAAGCAUCGCAGCCCGUCGAGACCUCCCCCACGCUGGCUUCCAUGGUCAGUAUCCCUACUCAUGGGGAGGCUACACAGACAUCGACUUAGCAGUGGAUGAGCAAGGGCUGUGGGCAGUCUACUCCACCAACAAGGCCAAAGGAGCAAUCGUGAUCUCAAAGCUGGACCCACACAGUCUGGAAGUGAAGAAGAACUGGGAGACCAACAUCAGGAAAAAUGCUGUGGCCAACUCCUUCAUCAUAUGUGGUAAACUGUACACGGUGGCGAGCUACACAGCACCCAACACCACCAUCAACUACAUGUAUGACACCGAAACAAGCCAAGGGAAGGCCCUGUCUAUCCCCUUCAGGAACAAGUACCGCUACAACAGCAUGAUUGACUACAACCCGGCACAAAGGAAGCUGUUUGCCUGGGACAACUUUCACAUAGUGUCCUAUGACCUCAGGCUGCAGCAGACCACCACAGCAGCUCUGAAGUAACAUUUCCUCAUCUGCUCCUCUUUGGAAAAGUCAAAAAGCUUGUACGGCAGCAGUAGUUAAGUGUGAGAUAUCGGCUUAACUACUAAACUGAAGAGGUGAAGAUGUUUGAGGAACAGUUUCACCCUUCAGGUCUCCCCGCCACAUCUUCAGCAGGAGCCCGUUUUGUGCAGAAACCACAGCGAAUUUGAAUGUGUGACAUUUAAUAAAGCAUGAACAAGU